This is a messenger RNA of Triticum dicoccoides, 2014 nucleotides long. RefSeq names its product F-box protein At4g18380-like. Lineage: Eukaryota; Viridiplantae; Streptophyta; Magnoliopsida; Poales; Poaceae. The record is from RefSeq and is a predicted model, not a curated record. The transcript has 2 exons. Gene Ontology annotation, molecular function: protein binding. The coding region runs from base 329 to 1534 and encodes 401 amino acids.
AGACACCACGGUGGGGGGUGGGGUGGUGGGGUGAUCCCCAUUACCUCCGCGAUCAGCGGUCGAGCCCGACACGUGACGCGUCGUCGCCCGCACCCACCACCCAAGGGCCAAGGAGAGGGGGGUACCCAUUACCCAACCCAAAACCAAGACCAAGCGCCCGACCUCGCCUCACGCGCAGCCGCCGUGCCGUGCCCCGUGCCGACUACUCGCGAGCGAGCUCGCUCGCUUCCACCAGAAAUCCCCCAACCCGCGGCUGACUCACUCCCGUCCCUCCCCGGAUCCCGAUCUGCGCCGCCGGCUGGCUCGGCCGGGCGUCUCCGCGGGGGCCAUGGAGGAAGGGCGCGAGGGAUGGCCGUGCGCGGCGGCGGGGGAGGCGGUGGCGGCGGAGGAGGGGGAGGAGGAGGACCAGUUCGACCGGCUGCCCGACGCGGUGCUCCUGGACGUCUUCAACCGCAUCGGCGACGUCAAGGCGCUCGGCCGCUGCGCGCUCGUCUCGCGCCGCUUCCACGGCCUCGUCCCGCUCGUUGACUCCGUCUUCGUCCGCGUCGACUGCGUCAUUCCCGACGAGCCGGCCCCCUCCUCGGCCGGCUCCCCGCAGGCCGCCGCGCCGUCGCGGGGCCGGGGCGCGCUCGCCCACAUCGCGCGCCUCGUGCUCGGCGGCAUCGUCAGGCCCAUCCAGGCGCUGGGCCAGAUCCUCUCCCCCACCCUGGCCAUCGUCUCACGGCGCUCCGUGGCCCUGCCGCCCGCCUCGCCGCCUCCGCCCGCCGGGGACGUCUCCCACCACUCGCCCUCCGAGGUCCUCCGCUCCUUCAAGGAGCUCCGCAGCCUCCGCAUCGAGCUGCCCACCGGAGAGCUCGGCAUUGACGACGGCGUGCUCCUCAAGUGGAAGGCCGACUUUGGGUCCACCCUCGGCAGCUGUGUUAUCCUCGGCGCGUCCUCUGUAUCGUCAAAACCGCUGCAAUCACCAAUGUCGUCCCCUAAUGCCGAGGACAGCGAGGCUACAUCUCUGGAUGACAACAGGGAGCCUGAAGAACUGGCGAGCAUCCCUGAGUCGCUUCAUACGAAUGGGGGCCUUAAGCUCCGCGUCGUCUGGACCAUCAGCUCGCUCAUUGCUGCAUCGGCUCGGCAUUACUUGCUGCAGCCAAUCAUUGCCGAUCAUGAAAUGCUUGAUAGCUUGAACCUCACGGAUGCUGACGGGCAGGGUGUGCUCACUAUGGACAAGAAGCAGUUACAGGAGCUGCGAGUGCGGCCUGUGUCGGUUUCUGGCAAUUCACACCGCACGCUCAUGCCAGCGCUCAUUAUGAGGCUUUGGUAUGCCCCGCAUAUUGAACUUCCCGGGGGAGUACUGCUGAAGGGCGCCACGCUGGUGGCGAUCAGACCAAGUGACGAUGUGCUGAGGGAGGGAGGAGGGGUUGAGGCUGCUGGUCCGGCAGGAGCUAGCUGGAUCUCAGAUGCCUUUGAGGAGCCAUAUCGAACAGCGGCAAAGGUGCUUUUCAAGCGGCGGACAUACAGCCUUGAAAUGAACUCAUUCUGAGCUUCAGAGUUUAACUUUCUAGGAGGAUGAUGGGAUGCCCUUCAGGCGUAUCAGCGUAUGUAGUAGUGGUGGACCUGACGCAUAUGCAGAUUAUAUACACCCUGCUUUUGCUGGUCUUUUCAGCAAUGUGGAAUGGAAUGUCUCAUCUACAGCAAAAGUACCCUGAAGUGAAGCCUCUAGAUGCUAGGUUGGUUGGCCAUUGUUGACUAUCCGCCUAUUGGACAUAUUCGAUCGAGUAGCAUCCCUUUUUCACUGUUACUCUGCUAGUUCUAUACCAAAUUAUAGGCUGAAACAUUCUGUCGUUUCGAGACACAUUUUAGCUGUGCUGUGGCAUAUGUGACUCAAAACUGUUGAACUUUUGUGUGUAUCAGACUAGUAAUGUCUUUAGAUUGAACUUUUUACUACAGAACAGAUGCAUAAUUAUCUAUGUCUAUACCAUAAUCAUUCGAUCAAUCCAGACCGCCCAACCGGAUUUUUUUA